This is a messenger RNA of Haemonchus placei, 780 nucleotides long. NCBI's taxonomy places the organism in Eukaryota, Metazoa, Nematoda, Chromadorea, Rhabditida, Trichostrongylidae. The record is from the annotation of a GenBank genome assembly.
CUGCCACGCUUUCAUCUUCGCUUUCUUAGUAGUGAAAAUCAUUUUAGUAAAGGGAUGCUGUCUGGUGCACUUACAUUUAUGACCAACGAGCAGAAAUUGGUUGAUUGCCGUGAUCAACAAGUGUUGAUUUCCGAAUCUCUGACAAACUUCCGUGUUAUUAGUGAUGUCCAAUUUAUCGUUGUUGUGGAAAAAGACGCUAUAUUCCAGAAGUUGAUUGAUGAAGGUUACUUUGCGGCCUUUCCAAAGAGUCUCCUAGUAACAGGAAAAGGAUACCCAGAUAUAUGUACGCGCAAGGUGUUGAGGUGGCUUGUUGAAAAGCUGAAUGUGCCUGUGUACGGUUUAUUUGACAGCGACCCUCAUGGCAUUGAGAUAAUGUUAACUUUCAAAUAUGGCUCCAUAACAGAACGUAGAGAAGGAAGAGGAUGUAAUGUGAAACAAAUCCAGUGGCUGGGACUCAAACCGUCGGAUGUUCCUAGUUUACCCAUUACACGAGAACAAUUUAUACACUUGACCAAUCGCGAUUUCAUGAAAAUAGUAAAAAUUCGUCGAAGGGCUAACGGAUUGGGAGAGGAUGAAGUCGUCGCGGAGCUGGACUUGUUGCGUUCGCAGCGCAAUAAAUUGGAAUUGGAGGCAGUAUCUUCGAUAGAACCGCAGUACAUCAUCCGUGGAUACCUGAUGUCCCGUUUAAGUCCGUCACCUACACCCAGCUGUGGAACGAUAUUAUUUCAAGACGGAGCGCGGUGUCAGGCGCGAAAUAACACCGUGCGUCAGGUUGCAUAG